ACUUGUGUCGACUUGUGUCAUCAAUUGGAAAGCACCCAUUGUAGAUCCAAGGUAACAUGAAUAGACUGUAGGCACAUAAACCUUGGUUUUAUUUGAGAAAAGAAUGACUUGAAAUCUAAUCAUUCAUGGGAUGGGGUAAUGUAAAUUGUGAUCCUAAUCCUGUAAAGAAAAAACGGUCUAAAUUAAGCUCUAUAACACCUGCACGUCGAUUGCACUACAUUCUUCCAAAAGUGGAGAUUGUUGAAUUGGAAUAUCUAAAAGUAAUGGCCACAGAAUGCAACAAAGAAAACAGAGAAAAUAUCUCACGUAUUCAAGAUUCGGUAUUUGAAGAACCGGUGAUUAAAGAAGCAAGAAUAGAGGAGCCAGUGAUAAAAAAGAGUAUAGUCGACGAAGUGAUGCUCGAAAAAACUGAGGUCGAGAAACCAAUGCUUCAAGAAGGUACAGUUGAGGCACUGAUGCCAGAUGAUACGAUCGAGGAACCGUUUAUCAAAAACACACAAGAAUCGUUCCUCGAAGAUUUAAACAAGAAUGAAUGCACCAAAUGUUUAUUAUUAACCGACAAAGUCCAGAAGUUAGAGGGAAAACUAGAGGCUGUAGAGGAAAAACUAGAGGCUGUUAUGAAGCAGAAAUCCUGCAAUCAAAGUGACAUUAGCGAUAAUUCUUCAUUUCACCAUGAAGAAUUGUCGCAAAGAUUAAGUACUUCAAGCAGAGCAAUACGAAAUGAUCACUGUUAUGUAAGCACUCCACAAAGCUUGCAACAAAAGUUAGAUUUUUUGAAAGCCAAGGCGAUUAGGAUGAAAGAACAAAAACGUAAUAUUGUAAAGAAAUUUCGUCGAUCGAUGAUUAAAGUAUCGCAGUUAAAAGAUUUGAUGAAGUCUAUGAAGAAAGAAAAGAUCGCUAGACCGGAACUCGUAAACCAUUUGGAGCAAGUAUUUGGUGGAGCUCCUCUACAACUUUAUGAAAGGUACAUCCAGAAAAGUUAGACAAACUUCAACAAACCGAGGGAUUGCGGGCGGGCAAUAAAUUAAGAAAAGCACACAUGGAGUGGAAAAAAUCACCAAUGAAGGUAAAUCUCGCUGC
This is a messenger RNA of Trachymyrmex cornetzi, 1080 nucleotides long. RefSeq lists its product as uncharacterized. The transcript has 5 exons. Lineage: Eukaryota; Metazoa; Arthropoda; Insecta; Hymenoptera; Formicidae. Bases 126 to 983 code for a protein of 285 amino acids. The record is from RefSeq and is a predicted model, not a curated record.